Messenger RNA from Chaetomium globosum CBS 148.51, 1296 nucleotides. RefSeq lists its product as uncharacterized. Gene Ontology annotation, biological process: RNA splicing. NCBI's taxonomy places the organism in Eukaryota, Fungi, Ascomycota, Sordariomycetes, Sordariales, Chaetomiaceae. The transcript is spliced from 4 exons. The record is from RefSeq and is a predicted model, not a curated record. Gene Ontology annotation, cellular component: precatalytic spliceosome. Bases 1 to 1296 code for a protein of 431 amino acids.
AUGGAGGUCGGGAGCGCGACGAUAACAGCCGGCGCCAAAACUCUACCCGUGAUCACGGUAGGGACAAAGAUCGGGAUAGAGACCAUCGGCGGUAUCGGUCGCGCUCUCGAGACCGAGGCAACCGCCGCCGCUCCCGCUCUCCUGGUCGCGAUCGAGGUUACGCGUCGCGAGAUGCGAACCGAGACAGAGAAAGGGAAAAGGAAAGAGACCGGGGCCACCACCGACGGCGCGAGGACAUUCGGACAGAACCGCAACGAGAGCGCGGGGACAGGAGCGGACGGUCGCAACACCACAGAAUCACCGCGCCAUGUAGCCAGCCCUAGGCGAGGCCCAGAUCUAGACAGUGACGAACACCCGCAGCUCCCCACACGCUCAAAACCGAGCAGCGCAGCCGCUUCUACACCGACGGCACCCGUCUCCUUUAAGGUCAAGGGCCGGGACGGCAGCCACGGCCCCGAAACACAACAGCAGUCCACAUCGACACGGGAAAACAGCCAGGAGCAGCAGCAGCAGCAGCGACACCACGACGACGGAGACCGGCACCAACCCAGAGGGCGGUUUGACGCAGAACCUAUGGAUGAGGACGAAGAGGAGGAUGUCAUGGUUGAGGAUGACGGUCUGGACGACAUGGCUGCCAUGAUGGGGUUCGGAGGGUUCGGCACCACAAAGAAUAAGAAGGUGAUAGGGAAUAAUGUGGGGACUGUAAGGAAGGAGAAAAAGACGGAGUAUAGGCAGUAUAUGAACCGCCAGGGGGGGUUUAGAAGGCCUCUCGCUCCAAUUAAGACUGAAGCUUGCAUCUGCUCCUCCACACCUGCCCCGUCAUCUCCCGCAGACGGCCCCGCUAAACUCAGGAUGAUCCCCCAUAAUCACCGCCACUACCGCAGCACCUGCACUACUUCCCCCCCUCGGCACACUCAACACAAAACUCUCCGCCAUCGCCCGCACACUCCGCCUACGCAUCUCCAUCUCCACCACCACACCCACACCCAUACCCAUACCCCCCUCCCACUCCCGCAGCCCUACCAACACGCCCUCGCGCCCCUCCCGCAGCCCCCACUCGGGCGCGGCCAGGCUGCGCUCGCGCGCGCGCCGCGCCACUACGGCCUGGCGCAGGUUGGCGACGCGGAAGAUGGUGGUGGCGAGAAGAGGCUCAGCGCUCUGUUCCAAGGUAUCGAGGAUGAGGGUGAGCGGGCUGGCGCUGUCUCGGAGGUUGAGCAGCUUCUCAAAAAGCAACAGGCUAUGAGCCCGUUUGUGCGCCUGCGCAGAAGGUGCCAUGGUCCAAGCAAGGUGAUUUAG